AAGUGGCAGUUUGCCAGAUAUUUUUAUAGGGAUAUCAGAAACGGAAAAGGAAGAAAACAAAAAAGCUCGUCUGUUGACGGAGACGGAGAAAGCAAAGCAAAUUCGCUGCUGUUGCUGCUGCUGCGAAUUAAGUAUAUUCUUUCCCGUCAAUUGAAGGACACGGAGACGGAGACGGAGAAAGCAUUGUAGUUCUCGUUUGAGGUUUGAUUUAAGUUUAAUUAAUGAUUUUCCUUGCUUUCCUCGUCAAUUGACGGCGAAUAGGACGACUUCAUUUUGCCGUCGAUCUUUUCUCGCGUGGGUUUUGGUUAUUGUUGUAGAUGUUGUUGUGAGUCAGCGCAAUUUGUAUUGCUCGCGGCUUUUUGAGUAUAAGAGGUCGAAGGUACGAAUCUGUGUAGCUUCAGUUCUCUCCAAUUCUACAGGAAGGGAUAAGAAAGAAAGGAAAAAUGCUCAAAUAUGCUCUUGGAAACAGCAUCGGUGCCUUUGAAUGCCGUAGAUUUCGGCUGAUCCGUAGUUGGAGUGGUGAAGGGGGAGGAAUUUAAAUAGAUCACGAAGAAUAGCCAAGCUGGGAUUAGGCCAGCGGUUGAAGCUCACAAUUUUUUUAUUUAUUUUUAUGGAAAUGAUCGUUUUUGAGGAGUUCAGAAGUGCUGUUGUUUUUUGUCGCUGUUUCGGCCUUUUGUUUAGACGAUGCGGUUGUUUUGGUUUUGAUUUUGAGUUCGGGACUCCAAAUUAAGGAUUUUUUAUUUUCAGAAGUUGUGUUGCUCGGGAAUUCAAAUUCAGCUUUUUGCUGUUGGCUCUAGUUUGGAUUUAAGCUAGGGUCGUUAUUUAUUUUGUCUUUUGCUGUUGCGGUCCCCGAUCUUGAAUUGGCCAUGGGAGGUGGCUCGGCAUAUGAGUGCCUGCAGGGUUUGGCAGUACCGAAGCAAGAAACGAAGAACAGUUUGGUUAAUUAUCCCAACGCCAACGAGGUUAACGGUUUCACGCGCUGCAACAGUAAUAAUAUUAACGGCAACAAUAAUGAUGUUGUUACGUCCGGCAGUGAAAUGAUGGAGCGUGUUCCGGAUCAGUUUCCGGCGGGGCUCAGAGUUCUUGUUGUAGAUGAUGAUCCGACCUGCCUCAAGAUUUUGCACAGAAUGCUUCAGACUUGUCAAUAUGAAGUUACAACAUGUACCCGAGCAACUGUUGCAUUGUCUUUGCUAAGAGAGAAGAAGGGUGGUUUUGAUCUGGUUAUCAGUGAUGUGUACAUGCCUGACAUGGAUGGGUUUAAACUGCUUGAGCAAGUGGGUUUGGAAAUGGAUCUUCCUGUCAUCAUGAUGUCGGCAGAUGGAGAAACAAGUGUGGUGAUGAAAGGAAUCAAACAUGGGGCAUGCGACUACCUUCUUAAACCUGUACGUAUUGAAGCUCUAAAAAACAUAUGGCAGCAUGUGAUUCGAAAAAAGAGAAAUGACUCGAAGGACUUGGAGCAAUCAGGUAGUGUUGAAGAUGGUGAUAGGCAUAGAAAAGGGUCAGAUGAUGUUGAGUAUGCAUCAUCAGCAAAUGAAGGAAUAAAUAGUGCAUGGAAACAUUCAAAGAAAAGGAAGGAAGUCAAGGAAGAGGAAGAUGAUGGUGAGCAGGAUAAUGAUGAUUCCUCUACUCUGAAAAAACCACGAGUAGUCUGGUCUGUGGAGCUCCAUCAACAAUUUGUCUGUGCUGUAAACCAGCUCGGAAUUGAUAAGGCUGUUCCCAAGAGGAUACUUGAACUGAUGAAUGUUCAGGGGCUUACAAGGGAAAAUGUGGCGAGUCACUUGCAGAAAUAUAGGCUUUACCUAAGAAGGUUGAGUGGAGUGGGACAACAACCAAAUGGAUUGAAUGCAUCCUUUGGGGGAACCAUGGAAGCAAAUUUUGGUUCAGUUCCCUCACUUGAAAGGUCUGAUCUUCAAGCUCUUGCAGCCACGGGUCAAAUAUCACGUCAGACUCUGGCAGCAAUUCAGGGUGGGCUGUUUAGUAGAGUAAAUGCAGGCAAUACAGGAAUGCCUUCAGUUGUCCCGGGGUUUCUUUUACAACCAGAACUUCAAGGACCAAAUUGCAAUCAAACAGAGAGGGGGAGGUUUGUCCAACCAUUUAUAAGCAGUCAGAGGAACUUACUGCAGGGUAUGCCUGCUAGUUUGGAUAUAAAACAGCUUGCUCAGUCGAAUCCGCAUAUUCCAUCAUUUGGAAAUGUGGGUUUGUCAAUGGAUGAUUCAUCUUCAGGGAUUCCCAUUAGGCAGGGCCAAGUUCCAGCAUCUUCUGUGGGACUUGGAGGUGUGGGUCAAAUGAGUGGCAUAAGCAACAGUGUAGCACUGAACACAGACAACAAUGCUUUGAUGGUGCAGAUGAUGCAGCAGCAACAGAAGCAACACUCAAUACAGCACCACCAACAGCAGAUGCCAACGAGCACAGGGCAGCAGCAGCAACAUUCAUCACACUACCACCAACAACAGAUGACAACAAGUGCAGGGCAGCAGCAGCAACGUUCUUUACAUAAUCAUCAGCAGCAGAUGACAACAAGUGCAGGGCUUCUUCAGCAGCGAACCAAUACACAAUUUCAAAAUGAACAACUUGAAGGUGGACAGGUUCAAAAUAUGCCAUCACCAAAUCUUCUACGGCAUCAGAUACUUUUGAAUGAUAUUGGAGGAAUUUCUAAUCAGUUGUCCACUGCAACCAACAACAGUACUGUCCUAGGAAACCAACCAGUUGGUGUCCCUAGUUCGGCACAGGUAAAUCAGAUACCAACAUCAAUGCAUGGCUUGGCCCAGGCUACAUCUAAUUCAUCUGGGAGGAUUGGACACUCUACUUCUGUAGACUACCAAAAUCGUUAUCUUCCCGUCAAUGCAGGAAAUAGUUAUUCUCUUGCAAGUACUGUUGGUUUAUCUCCACAAUUGUCAUCAAUGGGGUCUUGUGAUGAGAGUAAUUCACCAGAAGUUAGAUUGAAUGACAUUGUCAAUUCUCAAACCUUGAGAAGCCCUAAUCCAAGUUAUGGUACGCUAAAUAGCAUGGGGCAGAGUUUAAGUGAGAGUACAAAACAAGGUUGGCAUGCUCAGAACUUAUCUCGAAAUUUGGGGUUGAGCCAAACAGGGAAUUCUGUCCAAAAUUUUGGCUACAGUCAGCCCUUUCCUGCAAGUCAGGCCAUGAAUAUUUCUAGCAUACAAGAUAAAGCACAAAACAGUUUUGUAUCUGGUGAGAAAAUAAUGGGUCUUCCAAAUAGGCUACCAUCAGAUGCCAGAAGUGCAGGGACACUAUCUCGAUUUCAUAGUGAGCAGUUAAUUGACAAUGAGCUAAGGCUGGAGGAGGAUGGGGCAUCAGAUUUAAUGGCAAAUGCAAAAUUUGAGGGUGGAGGACUGGCAGAACAGUUUAUGCAAGAUGAUCUUAUGGGUCUUUUUUUUAAACAGCAACAUGAAGGGUUAGGAUCAGCAGAUUCUGAAUUCGGUACAGAUGGAUAUCAGCUAGAUAACAUUCAUGUAACGUAGAAAUGAUUGUCACCUGUUUAUAACAGAACGGAAACCUUGCAGUGGGCAUGCUGAUUCAGACAGGCUCAGGUUUUUGAUUUUACAGAUAAUAUUUAUUUUGCCUGAAUAAAAGGGAAGACUUGCCUUGAUUGAUUACAGAAGACCAGUGGAAAAUAUUAGUUGGAUUGUAAGCAUCAUUUACAUUGGGAGGAACAUUUUGAUUGCCGGAGCACUUUCUAGGCAGUGAUCUUUUUUAUGUAAUUUCAUUUGUAUAGUGAAUGCUCAAUCCACCGAGAACCGUAGGGUUGCCACAAUUGGUGACUUGUAAUCAAAUAUCUUCACAACUCAUUGGUCCAACAAAAUAUGCAGAGUGUUUUUCUUGUAGCCAUCAAACAAGCUCACAAUAAAGUGUUUUGGUCCUCAGUAGUGCUCACAAAUAUAGGUUGAAGAGGAAAACAUGUAGUGGGACAGAAUCAUAUGACACAAGUGUAGGGACUUGAAGAUUUCUUCUUGUGAAAUAAGUGACUUUCUUUGGGUCUUAUGGCUCUGUCUAUAUUUCCAUCUGGAUAAGAGAGGCCACCUUUGGUGGAGUUAUGUUUUGACUUCUCAUAAAUGAUGCAAAAAAAAUGUUUCCUUUAAGUUAA
Cryptomeria japonica (Japanese cedar) is the source of this 4102-nucleotide messenger RNA. RefSeq names its product two-component response regulator ARR2. Gene Ontology annotation, biological process: phosphorelay signal transduction system; cytokinin-activated signaling pathway. The record is from RefSeq and is a predicted model, not a curated record. Gene Ontology annotation, molecular function: DNA binding. Lineage: Eukaryota; Viridiplantae; Streptophyta; Pinopsida; Cupressales; Cupressaceae. The transcript is spliced from 6 exons. Bases 867 to 3479 code for a protein of 870 amino acids.